Messenger RNA from Teleopsis dalmanni, 1639 nucleotides. RefSeq names its product tRNA (guanine(37)-N1)-methyltransferase-like. Gene Ontology annotation, biological process: mitochondrial tRNA methylation; tRNA N1-guanine methylation. Bases 82 to 1554 code for a protein of 490 amino acids. The transcript has a single exon. Lineage: Eukaryota; Metazoa; Arthropoda; Insecta; Diptera; Diopsidae. Gene Ontology annotation, cellular component: cytoplasm; mitochondrial matrix. The record is from RefSeq and is a predicted model, not a curated record.
UUUAAAAUUACUUUGUAUUAUAAGUGCUGUAAGAAUUUUGUAUAAAACUAGCAAUUAUAAACGGCUUAGUAAAUCUUAUUGAUGGUAGGGCUGCUAAGUAUUUUCCGAAGAAACCACACAAAUAUAAAAAUUUUCAAGCAGCUCCGUCAGCGACAUUAUUUCAAAAAUAUGGACUCUGAACUGCUUAAGCCACCACACCAUGUGUAUGGCAUGCAAACGCUAGAACGUGAAGCGUUUCGAAAGGAAGUACAGAUACCACGAUUGCGUGUUCCGGAAGAGCAGCUACAUAAGGUGCUACCAUUAGUAAAGAAUGUGUUAUUAAAAAUGGAGCAAUUACGUCCGGUGCAGAAUUUGCUUAAUGAAUCUAAAGAUAAUAACAAUUUGUUUAAAGAAAUUUUAUUGCAUCCAUUACCAGUGAAAUCAUGGGAUUCCCUGCCAAUUGAACAGCUUGAAGAAAAUCAAAUCACUUCCAGUGAUUUCUAUUUCAAAGAAUUAGAAUUGAACUACAAAAAUUGGCGUGCUGAUGAAAUAUUAAAGUGUGUCCUACCAACUAAUGAAGACGGCCUAACCUCGUACUCACGCAUUGGUCAUAUUGUGCAUAUAAAUCUUCGUGAGCAUUUAUUGCCAUAUAAAAAGUUAAUAGGUGAAGUUUUAUGUGACAAAGUACCCAAUUGUCGCACAGUUGUGAACAAAGCAGCGACCAUUGAUAAUACAUACCGAAAUUUUGCCUUCGAGUUAAUUUCUGGCGUUCCAGAAUAUCAAGUGGAAACCAAAGAGAAUGGUAUUACUUUCGAAUUUGACUUUUCCAAUGUUUACUGGAAUCCAAGAUUAUGUACUGAGCAUGAACGUAUAGUCCAACUAUUAAAAUCUGGUGAUGUGCUAUAUGAUGUCUUUGCUGGUGUGGGUCCUUUUAGUGUGCCAGCAGCAAAAAAGCGUUGCAUUGUAUUGGCUAAUGAUCUCAAUCCAGAAAGUUAUCGUUGGUUGCAAAAUAAUAUGAAAAGAAAUAAAUGCACGAAUCAAGCAAAAUUGUAUAAUAAAGAUGGGCGUGACUUUAUCUUAGAAGAUAUUAAAGCAGAUUUGCUUAAACGAUGGUUAGAAGUGGAUUCGAAUUCUCCGUCAGAUACUGCUAUACAUAUCACAAUGAAUCUACCCGCUAUGGCUGUAGAGUUUCUAGAUGCUUUUAGAGGUUUAUUCGCUGCGGAAGCAACAGAUUUGAACUUUACAAAUAAAACUUAUAAUUAUCCUACUGUUCAUGUAUAUACUUUCACUAAAGGUGAAGAUACAAAAAGUUUAGUAAAACCACUAGUUGAGCAACAUUUAGGUUUAAGCCUUGACAAUAACUCAUUGGAUAUACAUUUUGUACGCAAUGUAGCUCCUAAUAAAGAUAUGUAUCGUGCCUCAUUUCGUUUAACGCCAGAGAUGCUUACAAAGUCUUUAACAGAGUUGGACACUGAAUCCAAUAAUGCACUUCUUAAUAGUCGUAAACGUGCUGCUUCGGAUGGCACAACAGAGCUAAACACUUCCCUACAAACUGCUAAAGUAAAAUGCAGUUAGCAAAUAAUGUUAAAUUAUUUAAAACUUUAAACUAAAUAAAUAUAAAUAAUUUAUUUUAUAUUAAAACCAAAGAGUAUUUUAAUUA